AGUGCUGACUCAGUAUAACUGACUAACUAAUCGCCUAACUUGCGCGCGAUCAUGUCCCAGAAAUCCAUCGAUUUGGGCUUGGGUGUCCGAAACGUCAAGGAGAAAUCUUCGGAAUACAUAGUGGAGAAGUUUCUAGGAAAGCGCUAUCUGCGUGGACGCCCUCAGUAUCUGACCAAGUGGGAGGGCUAUCCCAUAGAGCAGUGCACUUGGGAGCCCCUGGAGAACUUGGGCAAGUGCAUGACGCUGAUUGCGGAUUACGAGGCCGAACUAUUCCAGCAGAGCCGGGAGAAAAAGAAUGACCAAUGACAAAAAAAAGAUUUUAAUAAAAAUUAUUGCUUACAAAUAAAAGCUUAAUAGAUCGUGUUCCCAUU
Messenger RNA from Drosophila melanogaster (fruit fly), 371 nucleotides. It is a transcript of the gene Oxp, whose product is annotated as oxpecker. NCBI's taxonomy places the organism in Eukaryota, Metazoa, Arthropoda, Insecta, Diptera, Drosophilidae. Gene Ontology annotation, cellular component: chromosome; nucleus. The transcript has a single exon. Bases 52 to 306 code for a protein of 84 amino acids. Gene Ontology annotation, biological process: regulation of gene expression. The record is from RefSeq and is marked reviewed.